Messenger RNA from Zonotrichia leucophrys gambelii, 1597 nucleotides. It is a transcript of the gene FOXRED1, whose product is annotated as FAD dependent oxidoreductase domain containing 1. Gene Ontology annotation, biological process: mitochondrial respiratory chain complex I assembly. Gene Ontology annotation, molecular function: oxidoreductase activity. Gene Ontology annotation, cellular component: cytoplasm. The transcript has 10 exons. Bases 145 to 1500 code for a protein of 451 amino acids. NCBI's taxonomy places the organism in Eukaryota, Metazoa, Chordata, Aves, Passeriformes, Passerellidae. The record is from RefSeq and is a predicted model, not a curated record.
GGAGCGGGGGGGUUGGGGGGGGGCACCCCGGAACCGGGGAGAGUCCCGGUAUGGACCCCGGUAUGGGGCCCGGGCCGCCCCCUCCGCACCGCGGCUCCGCUCAGCUCCGACUUCUUCCGCGAGCUGGGGCAGACCCUGGAGCGCAUGGCGCAGACCCUGCGGGACCAGCUGCCGGCCUCACGGAGCGGCGGGCGCGGCUGGGUCCCCCCGGGCACCCACCCCGACCCCCGGCCCCCCGACGAGGCCGACGUGGUGGUGGUGGGCGGCGGCGUGGUGGGCUGGUCCGUGGCCUACUGGCUGAAGGUGCUGGAGGGCUGGCGGCGGCGGCACGGCAUGAGGGUGCUCGUGGUGGAGCGGGACCCCACGUAUUCCAGAGCCUCCACAGUGCUGUCGGCGGGGGGGAUCCGGCAGCAGUUUUCCCUCCCGGAAAAUAUCCAAAUGUCCCGAUUCUCUGCCAGCUUCUUCCGCAACAUCAAUGAGUACCUUGGGGUGCCGAAUGAGCCCCCCAUCGACAUCCAGUUCCGGCCUGGGGGGUACCUGUUCCUCGCAUCCCCCCAGAACGCUGCUGCCCUCGAGGCUGCCGUGCAGCUGCAGAGGGAUGAAGGGGCACAGGUGACCUUGCUGUCCCCCACCCAGCUGAAGGAGAAAUACCCCUGGAUGAACACAGAGGAUGUGGCUGUGGCGUCCUAUGGUCUGGAGGAUGAAGGCUGGUUCGACCCCUGGACCCUCCUCAACGCUUUCCGGCGCAAAGCCACGUCCCUGGGAGUGCAGAGCUGCUCCGGGGAGGUGCGAGCUUUUGUCACCUCGACCAACUACAUGAUGGCGUCAGCGCCGGCGUCUGCGCGCAUCAAAUACGUCCACGUGCACAUGCCAGACAGCCUGGAGUACCAGCCCGUGGCCUGUGCCAUCGUGGUCAAUGCUGCAGGUGCCUGGGCGGGGAAGCUGCUGGAGGCAGAGGGGCUGCCCCGGGGGCUGUGCCAGCCCCCCCUGCCCAUCCAGCCCAGGAAGAGGUAUGUGUUCACCUGGCACUGCCCCAAUGGCCCUGGCUCCUCCUGCCCCUUCGUCAUCGACACCUCUGGUGCUUAUUUCCGUCCGGAUGGCGCUGCUGGGAACUACCUGGGCGGGAUGAGCCCCUCUGAGGAGGAAGAGCCGGAUCCCAGCGAUCUCUCGGUGGAUCACAAUUAUUUCCAGGAGCAGAUCUGGCCCCGCCUGGCUCAGCGUGUCCCAGCCUUUGAAUCCCUGAAGGUCAGGGGCUCUUGGGCAGGGUACUACGACUACAACACCUUCGACCAGAACCCGGUGCUGGGCCCGCACCCCCGGCUGGAGAACCUGUUCUCAGCUGCGGGGUUCAGUGGGCACGGGCUGCAGCACGCGCCAGCCGCGGGCAGGGCCCUGGCCGAGCUGCUGCUCAGGGGCCGCUACGAGACCCUGGACCUGCGCAGGCUGGGCUGGGACAGGCUGCUGGAUGGGGAGCCCCUGCAGGAGCUCGGCGUGGUCUGAUGGGGGCGGGGAGGGGGGAACUGAGGCACAGCCCUGGACCCCCUCCCCAGGCCAGAGGUGGUGUCUUAUAGGAAUAAAAUGGAUGUAUGGAUGAUGA